AUGAAACAACGACGUAGCAAACCCCCUUGGAGGCCCCCCCGCACGGCCCUAUCUGCCUUCAGCGCUGUCUGCAUCAAUCAGCGCGAGCUGCGAGGUAUUUUUUGUUUAUCGGCCACCGAGUUCCCCACUUGUGAGAGACACGAUGAAGAGGAGUUAUCCCAGUGGGGCAGAAAAGAAAAAGCAGAGGAAGGAAAAGGAGGAAAAAAGAAAGAAAGACAGUGGAUCAUUACUAACUUUUUUAAGACCAAAAAAUCCAGGGAAGGAUAAUGUUCCCCCUCCCAUUCCUGAUGAUGAAAACUUUCCAUCAACAUCCACCUCCAGCAGCACAGCAGUUUGCCAACCUCCUGCGCAGGAAGAUCAAACAGAUGAUCAAACAUCAAUUUCAACUGCGGAUACAGAUGACUUUCCAUCAAGACCCGAAGGUGAAGAGUUGAUCUCAGCGGACCCUGCACAAUGGCCAAGCAUCCUAAGCCAUACCAAACUGUGCCAACUGGUAACAAGGGGACCCAUACAGGUGAAAGAUAUGGCUUUCUCCCAGAAUACAGACAAAACUCCACGUAGAUUCAAAAAGGAAUAUUACGAUAUGACCAUGAAAAAUGGUGACAAAAUACAGCGAAGAUGGCUUAUGUAUUCAGUCAGCACAGACUCAGUCUUCUGCUUUGCAUGCAAGCUUUUUGGAAAACUGGACAGUUCACUUACCAAAGGGGGAUUUAGGAAUUGGAAAAACAUAGCUGGUCAUUUAAAGGAACAGGAGCAUUCAAAGACACAUCAUACCAAUAUGAUGAGUUGGCAGGAACUCAACAGGAGGCUCAAAACCAAAACAGCCAUUGAUCAGAUGAACCAGGAUUUGAUGCAUCUGGAGGUAGAGCACUGGAGAGGUGUAAUACACAGAGUCAUUGCCAUCAUAUGCCAUUUAGCUGAAAGAAAUCAGGGUUUGAGAGGGCAUACAGAAGCUCUAUAUGAUCCACAUAAUGGCAAUUUCCUAGCCCAGGUGGAAUUGAUGGCCCAGUUUGAUCCCUUCAUGAAUGAACACGUAAGAAGGAUUCAAACCAAACAAACAAAAGUACAUUUCCUCAGCAACGAUAUUCAAAACGAAAUAAUUUCAUUGGUGGGAGGCAAAAUCAGUGAGGAGAUAGCCAGACAGGUGAAAGGAGCAAAGUACUUCUCUGUCAUAAUGGAUUGUACUCCAGACACAAGCCACACCGAACAACUGUCUAUCGUCUUGAGAGUGGUGAAAUGUGAGCCAUCAGUUGGUGCAUCGAUCUCUGAACAUUUCCCCGGAUUUGUUGCUUUUCAAGACACCACUGGAAGAGGUCUGUGUGAGACACUUUUGGAAAAGUUGGUUGAACAUCAGAGACUGCCGUGGACAGUCUUACGACAAUGGAAGCAACAUGAUGGGACAUAAACAAGGGGUUCAAGCAAGAUUACUGCAACUGAAUGUGAAGGCAUUGUGUGUCCCAUGCAGCAGUCACACUCUUAAUGUGGUUGGAGCAGAUGCCGCCAAAUCUUCUGUAGGCUCCUCUGUGCAACGCUGGGCAGUUCUACAGGAACAUGUUAAGCACGCAACAGUAAAAUCCUUGUCAGUGACCAGAUGGGAAGCCAGGAUUGACAGCAUGAAAGUUGUCCGUUACCACCUGCCAGAGCUCAUACAAACACUGGCCUCCAAACCCUCUCGGUGCAGAAGAAGGACUCUGAGACAUUGUCCACAGCAAGCAGCAUAAAGGCUGGACUAAUGACAUGGAGAUUUGUACUGUGCACUGUAACCUGGUAUGAUAUUUUGUAUCAGAUCAACCGGUUCAGCAAGAUUCUGCAGAGCCCCAGUGUUUCUCUUGAAACACUUAAAGCAAUAACAAGCGCAGUGAGAACCUAUCUAGAGAAUGCAAGAGAAAGUGGACUUGCUGCCACUCAAACUGAAGCUACAAAGAUAGCAGAGAGCCUUGAAAUUGACAAGACAUUUCCUGCAAAAAGACAGCGAAAAACAACAAAGCAGUUUCUGUAUGAGGGCAGAGAAGAAACCCAGUCCACCCCAGAUGUGCAGUUUAAGAGAGUUUUUCCUGCCUCUGGUGGACACAGCCCUCACCAGCUUGACUGAACGAUUUUCUAAAAUCGAAGAUGUUUUCUGCCUUUAUGGUUUCUUGUUCUCAAAAGAAAACAUGAGAGAGAGUGAUGAGAGUGGCAAACUCACAGACAACUGCAAGAACCUCGAGAAAACACUACAGGAUGUAGAGUCUGAGGAUUUGGUUCUGGAGAUAAGAGCUGCAAUACAUACCUUCCCUGAUGCUGUAGCCUCCUGUCCAAGAAUGAUGCUGGAUUACAUCUACAAGGAGCAGCUUCUGGAUCUCUAUGGAAACCUCAGCAUUGCUCUUCGUCUGCUUCUCACUCUACCCAUCACUGUUGCCUCUAGUGAGAGAAGCUUCCCUGCUUUAAAACUGAUUAAAAAAAACUACCUCAGGGCAACCAUGUCCCAGGAGAGACUUACUGGACUUGCUCUCAUUUCCAUUGAGCACAAUGUGCAAAGGUCUUUGGAUCUGGAUGACUUUGUGACGGCGUUUGCACAAGCUAAAGCUCUCAAGCAUCAUUUUUAGAACAGCAGACCUGUGGGUACCCUGUUUUGCACAAGCCAUGGUGAUUUUGUUUCCUUCUGUUUUUGAUUUUUUGUACAUUAUUUAUUUAUCAUUCACUUUGUUGCAAUUUUAUUUUACAUUUUAUUCUUGGCACCAUCCACUCAGAUUGUAUAUUUUGGAAUUGACAAAAGUUCAUAUUUUAUAUGUCUUGUGGGUGUCAGAUUAUUUUCGUAAGCAUCAUUUCUA
Molecule: messenger RNA, 2810 nt
Organism: Acanthochromis polyacanthus (spiny chromis)
Lineage: Eukaryota; Metazoa; Chordata; Actinopteri; Pomacentridae
Product: zinc finger MYM-type protein 5-like
Exons: 4
Coding region: 143-1405 (420 amino acids)
Source: RefSeq, a predicted model, not a curated record